AUGAAAUUUAAAGAAUUUACAAUGUAAAUAACUAUAAGAUAAGUAAAUAAUUAUUUUCGCUUAAAAUUUCUAUUUUCAUUUUCCUAAUUUCUAUUUUUGUCUAUCAAGUUAUAGACUACUCUAUUAUUUCUUCUAUCAGAAAUAGCUUUAUUCAUAAAUAGAUAGAUAUUAAUCUGCUCUUCCACACUCAUUAUAAUUAUUUGUCUAAUUUGUCACUUCCCCUAAAAUUCUUCUCUAACUAUCCUUUUAAAUAGCUAACUAUAUUUUUGCAUUACAAUCCUAUCAAUCGUGGCUCAUUUAUUUUCAUUUAUUAAUAUCCCUUUACCUUAAUUAACAAUUUCUUAAGCCGGUUCAAAAUCUACUUCUUUUAAUACUCUUGGAAAAUCAAUAUUAAAACACAAACAUUACAUUCUAGAUUCAGUAGCAUUUAUUUAAUAGGUAGCCUUGAAUACCAUUUGUUCCACCCAUCCUUUUUAAUGUUCUACUGAAUUGAUGUGA
Messenger RNA from Paramecium tetraurelia, 498 nucleotides. RefSeq lists its product as uncharacterized. The transcript has a single exon. The record is from RefSeq and is a predicted model, not a curated record. NCBI's taxonomy places the organism in Eukaryota, Ciliophora, Oligohymenophorea, Peniculida, Parameciidae.